Molecule: messenger RNA, 2792 nt
Organism: Ochlerotatus camptorhynchus
Lineage: Eukaryota; Metazoa; Arthropoda; Insecta; Diptera; Culicidae
Gene: dock
Product: SH2/SH3 adaptor protein dock
Exons: 6
Coding region: 937-2154 (405 amino acids)
Biological process (GO): signal transduction; cell migration
Molecular function (GO): receptor tyrosine kinase binding; signaling adaptor activity
Source: RefSeq, a predicted model, not a curated record
CCUCGCUCGCCGUCGUAGUGUUUUUCGACCUGCUGUUAAAUCGCGAGUUUUCUGAUUGAAUUUGGUCGAUUCCGGUCGCGAGUGGUGUGUGAAUCGUGAAAUUGCGUACGCAAUCACCGAGAGCAUCCAAAAGUGCAUUGAAAAUUGGUGGAUUUAAACCGUAAAAAGUGAAUUUAAAAUCCAGUGAUCCCCGCAGUGAGAGAAAGGAGGAAGAAAAAAGGUUCACAGCUUUCGCAUUAUAGCAGACGGGGCGGUGUACGAAUGUGUGCGUAUGUGUGAGCAAAUUUGCUGCGAAUGUUUGUAUUGGUCAUUGCCGAUCGCAGACAUCGAAAGACACGAGAGCAGCGAGUAGUGGUAGUGGUGGAGUAAAUAACUACAUCUUCAUACGCUGGACUGGUUGGUGCUGCUGCUGUUGGAAGUGAACACAAAAAAUUCACCUUCUACUCAACUCGUCCUUUGCGCCAAGGACCUAUUAAUCUUAUACAAUGGUAUCGCGAAGAAAAUCCCAACGUGGUUCGGAAAGCAUCGUACUUCAACAUAUAUAAAUCUUGAGGGACUUAACUUCGCUUGUCCUCCGACGCUCUCUGCCGGCCUCUGGCAUCCUUUCUGUCUUCAUCUUGCUCUGAAACAGUUUUCUCCGCCGGCAGUUGUGGGUCGAUAGCAGGAGAAGAAAAAGAAAACAAAUAUCACGUGCUAAGGAUCCUUCAUUCCAUAUAGUGGACAACAGCUGAGACGUCAAGAGAAUACCGCGAUAAGGCGCGUAUUAUCGUAUACAUAUAGAGACACACGAACGGGAACCAGAAUUGUGGCAUAACUCCCAAAAUAGAAGCCGUUUAGUCAUUAGUUUGUAAGCGAUUUAGCACACUAAUUGGUAUCCGGAUCUGGAGGUAUUGCUUACGAUACCAAGCGUAGGUGCUGUAAUAUUUGUAAUCUCCGAUGGCAGGAACCAUUAAGCAAGAGGAUGUGUGCUACGUCGUAGCUAAGUAUGAUUAUGCCGCACAGGGUGCUCAAGAGCUAGAUCUAAGGAAAAACGAACGUUAUUUGCUGUUGGACGACAGUAAGCACUGGUGGCGCGUCCAAAACUCCCACAAUCAGUCCGGUUAUGUGCCGAGCAAUUAUGUUAAGAAGGAAAAGAAAUCGGUUUCUCUCUUCGAUAGCUUCAAAAAGAAGGUGAAAAAGGGCUCUUCUGGCAGCAAAACACUACCGAACUGUUCUCCCUCGCGACAAGUCGACAGUCCCACGAUGAGCAGGAGGUUACCUCCUGAUCCAUCGGAGGCGAUUGCCUCCACUCCUAUAGGAACUGCCAUAGUAAAAUAUAACUACCAAGCACAGCAGCAGGACGAGCUGUCGCUUAUCAAGGGAACGCGAAUAUUGAUCCUCGAAAAGUCCAACGAUGGCUGGUGGCGUGGCCAGAGUGGUUCCGCUACCGGUUGGUUCCCUAGUAACUAUACGACAGAGGAAACCGAAGACGACACCGUACACACGUACGCUAUGGCGGAAAAUGUGCUAGAUAUUGUAGUAGCGUUAUACUCAUUCAACUCAAACAAUGACACGGAAUUGUCGUUCGAGAAGGGAGACCGUUUGGAAAUUCUUGAACGACCUGCAGCUGACCCCGAAUGGUACAAAGCCCGCAACAACAACGGUCAGAUCGGGUUGGUGCCCCGAAACUAUCUCCAGGAACUGUCCGAGUAUUUGGCGCAACCGUAUCGCGGCAACAAUGGCAGCGGACCAGAUUCGCUGGAUCGACGACCGAACGAUCAGCAGUCGAACAACAACAAUUCCAAUUCCGCCAAUAGUAAUAAUAACAAUUCACAACAACUGGACCGACCACCGCUGACGGGCAAAAGCUGGUACUACGGUGCUAUCACUCGAAGUCAAUGUGAUACAGUACUGAACACCCAUGGCCAUGAUGGCGAUUACCUGAUUCGGGAUAGUGAAACGAAUCUCGGUGACUACUCAGUAUCACUGAAAGCGCCCGGACGCAACAAGCACUUCCGCGUGCACGUGGAAGGCAACAUGUACUGCAUCGGACAGCGGAAAUUCCACACACUAGAUCAACUAGUGGACCACUACCAAAGAGCACCUAUCUACACCAACAAGCAAGGCGAAAAGCUGUACUUGGUGCGACCACUGCCGAAGGCAAACGGUACCUAAGAAUCCUAUACGGCAAAACAAUCGUCGUCGCGUUUGUUGGUAGCCAGGUAAGAGUGCGUUUUUUAUUAUAGUUUAUGUGAGAUAAAAGGCAAAACCCAUACGCAUAUAAAUUUAAGUUAAAAAGAGACGUAAAUCAAGACAGAAAGUAAAUGAACAUCCUUUGAAAUGAUAUUUCAUAAAAUCUUGUAUUGAUAAUUAAUAUUAAUUAUUUAUUUAUCAAAAUCUUAGACGAGAAAUACGACAAAUUCUAACAAAUCAAAGAAAAAAAGAUCACGAAUAGAGCAAACUGACUAGUGUAAUGAAGACAAAGUAAUAUACUCGAGAAGCAUAAUCAGAAUCUUGUGACGAGACAGAAUCGAAUGGAUGUGUGUAUUCUAGCAAACGGUAUGAAACCACUAACCUUGGUAUAUGCAUUUACAAACCAAGCGAUCCCAAUUAUUCCCCAACUGAAAGUAUGUUAUGGGCAGAGAAGGCAAAUCCAGUCACAAAUUCUUUAUCGAAACUAUAAGAAGAACAGAAGCAACAAAACAACAACUGAAAUCAUCAUAAUUACAUCUGUAACAAUUUCAAACAAACAUUACGGUGCAGCUUCCAGAUAUUAAUAUUACAUAAUAGUACAUGAAUGGAUAUAUUAUAAA